Peronospora matthiolae is the source of this 531-nucleotide messenger RNA. The record is from the annotation of a GenBank genome assembly. NCBI's taxonomy places the organism in Eukaryota, Oomycota, Peronosporomycetes, Peronosporales, Peronosporaceae.
AUGCAGCUGACAAAGAGGAAGUUGAAGGACGAGACGCUGUUGAGUUUAGAGAAGGACAUGGCGCUCCAGGAGCUGGACGCGGCGCUGUCAAUUCUUCGAGAAGAGAUCUUGAGACAGAGGAGUCUGUUGGAGAAGAGUGAGAUGAAGACCGAGCGACUCAAGAAGCAGAACGCGGAGCUCGAGACGCAGGUGCAGGAGAAGAGCGCUCUGCUUCAUGAAUGGAUUCAUACCACGAGUGGACAGAGAGGGGGAGAGGCGCCUUCAUCUGCAUCAGAAGCUAGGAAAACACAGGAGAGAUCCGAGAGAAUGACUCAGUUGCUCGAUGAAAGUGGAGGCUUGAGUCAAAGCGGUCCGAGAGCCACGUUGAUCACUCAAACUACACACUCCGUCCGCGCUCAUGCGACGGAAGUGAACUCAGUCUGUUUUAAUGCGUCCGGCAAUACAUUAUUUAGUGGCAGCAGUGAUGGUACAGUAAAAGCGUGGGAAGCGGAAGCAGGGUCGUCUUCCGCCCCAAGAGCGCUGGGGGAAUAA